AUGACAUCACAAUUACCUCGUCUAUUGAUUAAUCAGUUAAUACCAGAGCAAUUUCUCAAGCAAUUAUCACAAAAAUUUACUAUUGAUUAUCAUCAUCAGCCACCAUUGAAUAGACAAGAAUUAUUAACAACAAUAAAAGAUAAUUGUCCUAAUGCAAUACUAUUUACGGGAUCAUCAAUGGUAAUUGAUAAAGAAUUAUUAGAACAUACAAAUAGUAACUUGAAAGCAUUAUCUACUAUAUCUGUUGGAUAUAAUCAUAUUGAUAUAAAUGAAUGUGAAAAACGAAAUAUACCAGUUGGCUACACACCGGGUCAGUAG
Didymodactylos carnosus is the source of this 318-nucleotide messenger RNA. The record is from the annotation of a GenBank genome assembly. Lineage: Eukaryota; Metazoa; Rotifera; Eurotatoria; Philodinida; Philodinidae.